AUGGAACAGCCCUUUGAUCAGGAUUUUUUUGGAAUAGAGCAACUUUUACAGGAGGGUCAGUAUGAGGCCAAUGCACAAGACAACAACAGUUAUGAAGCCAGUCAAGGAAACAACAAUGCAGAGGAAGAAGAAGGACAUGUACAUCCAACAAGUAGAAAGCAACUAACAGUCACAAAAAAACGCCAGCUCAUAGAUGAGUUCCUCAUGAAAAUGAAUCAGGGACAACUACCCAGGGGGUUAUUAUCAGCAGUGGCAAAACAACAUGGGAUCCACAGAAGCACAGCAACACGGGUGUGGCAGUUUGUACAAGACAGCAUAGCCAAAGGGAAUUUUAUUAAUGUCAGAAGCAAAAAAUUAGGGAAAAAAGGAAGACAACCCAAAUUUAUUAGUGAUGAGGAGUUGCAGUCAGUGCCUCUAUACAAAAGGGUAACAGAGAGAAGCUAUGCAGCAGCUCUGAAGGUAUCACAUGGAUUCAUACACAACUUGAAGAAAAAGGGCAGACUUAGAACACAUUCAGCAACCAACCAUCCAGCACUCACAUCAAAUCACAAAUUGGCAAGACUCAAGUGGGCAUUAGCCCAUAUUCAUCCAAUCCCCCAAGUAGGAAAUCCAACUUUCAUUGAUAUGCAACAAGUGAUUCACAUAGAUGAGAAAUGGUUCUACAUGAACCCAGAGACAAGGCAAUUCUACUUGUUGUCAAAGGAAGAAAAUCCCUACAUGUGUCAGCAGUCCAAAAGGUACAAAAUAAAAGCUAUGUUCAUGGCAAUGAUUGGGAAGCCUCUACAUGACUUAAAUGGGAACAUGCUACAUGAUGGUAAGUAUGGAAUAUUUCCUUUUACCUACCAGCAAUUGGCCAAGAAGAAAAGCUAG
Molecule: messenger RNA, 870 nt
Organism: Chenopodium quinoa (quinoa)
Lineage: Eukaryota; Viridiplantae; Streptophyta; Magnoliopsida; Caryophyllales; Amaranthaceae
Exons: 1
Coding region: 1-870 (289 amino acids)
Molecular function (GO): nucleic acid binding
Source: RefSeq, a predicted model, not a curated record